Entrophospora candida is the source of this 1146-nucleotide messenger RNA. NCBI's taxonomy places the organism in Eukaryota, Fungi, Glomeromycota, Glomeromycetes, Entrophosporales, Entrophosporaceae. The record is from the annotation of a GenBank genome assembly.
AUGCCAACUAAAUUCGUUUUCUUGCAAAAAAUAAAAAGUGUUCCCAACACAGAUAAAUCAGUAACAGGAAAAAGACAAUUAGAAAAAAACAUAGCUCAUAUUAAUACAAAAAGAGAUAAAGAAGCUGAGGAAGAACAUGCAGAUAAAGAAAUUUCCUUUGCAAGAAAGAGACAAAGACAAUUUACAACAAAAGAUUCAUCAGAUGAACAAUCAUUAACUACUGAUGCUGUUACUAAUAUUACUAAUUUUGUAAAAACAAUUGACAAUAUCAAUAAUCUCAACAAUGAUAAAGCUAAUGUUAAUAACAAGUUUGAAUUAAAUUCUUUAGUAGUUACUGACACUAUUCUAGGUUAUGGAAGUCAUAGAUCCAUUGUUUAUAAAGGGACAUUUGAAAAUCAAGAGGUUGCAAUCAAACGUUUAUUAAUUGAUUUUUAUGAUAUCAUUCAUCAUGAAAUAUCAUUACUUCAAGAUAGUGGUGAUCACCCAAAUAUUAUAAGGUACUACUGUAAAAAAAAAACUGAACAUUUCUUAUACAUUGUAUUAGAAUUUUGUCCUGCAUCUUUGCAUGAUCUGAUUGAAAGAAGAUCAAAACCUGAAUAUGCCUAUUUAUUAGAUAAUAUAGUUUCUUCUAAAAUUCUUUUCCAUAUUAUUUCAGAUGACAUCACUUAUCAUGAAAUGCCAGCAAUUCGUGCCUUGAUCUCAGAUUUUGGGUUGUGUAGAAAGUUAGGCGAUUCCAGCAGUUCUUAUAAUACUAUUAAUAAUCCAAGUGGUACUAUUGGUGAACAUCCAUUUGGGGAUUGGUAUUCCAGAGAAAACAAUAUUUUGAAAGGAAUUUAUAAUUUAGAUAAAUUGAAUGAUGUGGGAGAAGGUAUUGAAGCUAGAAAUCUAAUUGAAUUAUCAGUGAUGGUACAUCUAUAUUUUUGGUCUUCAACAAAACGACUUCAAUUCUUACAAGAUGUAUCAGAUAGGUUCGAAAUUGAGAGGCAAUCAUCACUUUUAUCCAAACAGUUAGAACAGAAUGCUGAUAAAAUUAUCGGAACAGAUUGGUGUAAAUGCAUAGACAAAUCAUUAUUAGAAAAAUUAAGGGAAUAUAGAAGAUAUGAUGGGUCAAAAGUAAGAGAUAUAUUAAGAGCACUCAGAAAUAUG